Molecule: messenger RNA, 996 nt
Organism: Ooceraea biroi (clonal raider ant)
Lineage: Eukaryota; Metazoa; Arthropoda; Insecta; Hymenoptera; Formicidae
Product: proteasome subunit alpha type-6
Biological process (GO): ubiquitin-dependent protein catabolic process
Cellular component (GO): proteasome core complex; proteasome core complex, alpha-subunit complex
Source: RefSeq, a predicted model, not a curated record
UUGACCGAUUCUAGUUCCGCGACAACGUACGAUCGAGAGACGCAACUCGAGAAAAGGCCAAAACACGAACAGUCCCGUUCGCUUCCAUGAUUUGACAUUUUCAUAUCAAUUCGGGAGCAGAGAGCGUAAUAGCUGGUCGAUUCGAGUUGAUUUUGCAGACUGCAGUUGAUACGAGUUGAUCUCGGUGAACAUGGCGCGCGGAAGCAGUGCUGGAUUCGAUAGGCAUAUUACGAUUUUUUCGCCGGAAGGUCGGCUUUAUCAAGUAGAAUACGCCUUCAAAGCCAUCAACCAGGGUGGCCUGACAUCCGUGGCGGUGAAGGGAGUCGACACUGCUGUUUUCGCGACACAGAAAAAAGUGCCUGAUAAGUUGCUCGAUGCCUCGAGUGUUACCCAUGCGUUUCAGCUGACCGAGUACAUCGGUUGCGUCAUGACUGGUAUGAUAGCUGAUAGCAAGUCCCAGGUGCAACGCGCUCGGUACGAAGCUGCUUACUUUAAGUAUAAAUACGGCUACGAAAUACCUGUGGAUGCCCUGUGUCAACGUGUAGCCGACAUCAGUCAAGUGUACACACAGAACGCGGAGAUGCGGCCCCUCGGCUGCUCCAUGAUGCUGAUUGCCUAUGACAAAGAGAAGGGUCCAUGCAUCUACAAGGCUGACCCAGCGGGAUAUUUUUGCGGUUACAGAGCAAUUUCUGUAGGAGCGAAGCAAACCGAAGCGAAUUCCUACCUUGAGAAGAAGCUGAAGAAGAAGCAAAAUUAUGAUUACGAUGAAACUAUACAGUUAGCUAUCACUUGCUUGUCCACCGUCUUAUCCGUAGAUUUUAAACCAACUGAAAUCGAGGUGGGAGUCGUCUCGAAGGAUAAUCCGAAAUUCCGAGUUCUGACCGAGCAGGAAAUUGAUAAGCACUUAACCGCAAUCGCCGAAAAGGAUUGAUAAUUUUUUCUAUGAUCUGUAUAAUUAUAAAUAAAAAACAGUGCAUAUUUCCUGCAUUUAACACA